AUGGUACGGCAACAGAGACUGAAGAUAGAAUGUGACGAUGUGAAGGAAGCAGUGGCAAGAUAUGCAGAGGGUUCGAUAAGCGUCAGAGGAGCGGUGGCUGAAUUAAAGGCCAAAGGAAUUUCCAUAUCAACGGCCACGAUCGCAAAAUAUGCACGCUUGAAAACUGGUGUUCGGAAAGUGUUCAGCGAUAAUGGAACGUUGCGGAUGUCACUUUCACGAAAACUGCAUCGAACCAUACUGAAUAUUCGUGAGGGAUCGGGUGUACGCCAGUAUUGCCUUGUGAGUGGAAUAGAAGAACGACGACUGAAACGAUACAAAUGUCAGCAAUGCUUCAAUCUGCGUGCCACUGGAACAUUGGACAAAGUUCCCGUGAUCCACGUGAGAGAGGGCAAGAUCGAGGGUGAUAUACAUCCAGUGCACGAUCACAGAUGCAAGCCACUGAGUGUGGAGGAAGUGAUUGCUGUGGCUGAGGAUCGAGAGAGUAGACUGCGAGUUCGGCAAGGUCUACAACAACCCAAAGCUGCUUUCAACGAGGGAUUCGAUCGUAUUGUACAGCUGGCCAAGAAUUCAGGUGAAUCAGCGAGUAGAGCGUUCACUAUGUCUACAAUCUAUCCAUCGUGGAAUCGAGUUGCGCAUUCGUACUAUCGAGCAAGACGAUACGCGUUAGAAUUUUGCUUCAUCUUUAAAAUUACAUCUUCAUUCAUUCGAAAGAAGAAACAAAAAAAUAAUGAAGAUGCUGAACACGUCAGUGACACCAACAAUUCUCUGGCAACAACAGCCACCACAUCAUAUAACAGUCAAGUUUCUGAGCAAUCCUCCGAUGUGUAUCGCGCAGAAGUCGUCGACUCUUCAUCUCAUUUAGUUGAUCCAUCCACUUAUGAUCACAUUCCGCACAACUACGUUCAUUCCGAGCCUGGAAGCGCCACCACCACCUUUCGUCACCAAGCAAGUGCCGUUUCGGCCAAGGAUGGGCANGAUGAGGGUGAAUUGGUUAAAUGCGAAUCCUAUAAUGUCAAUCCGAUUUCAAAUUUCCGUCGAACUGAUGUCAUCCAGGAGGGCAUCAUUCAACCGGAUCAAGGAAAUGAGAUUGGAGAAGAUGAAUGGAUUUGUGUGGAGUUCAUAGACGAAGCUGAUAUGGCGGCGGCCUCAUCAAGUCAUGAAGUGGCAUCGCCCAGUGGUUACUCACUCUAUCAGCCUGUCAUUGAGUCGCAGCCUCAUCCCACUUACGAUAAUGAUUAUGAAGAUAACAAAGAGGAUCAUCCAGAAACGUCCACUAAACUGAGUGAAUGUCAACGAAACGAACGUGAAUGUGCAUCUGAAACAGAUUCCCAACAAGAGGAAAUCAUCGAUCCGGGCACGUAUGCUCUUGCACCUCCACCAUCGAGUGACUAUGUCGAGGUGAUAUCCAAUAAUCAGCCGCAAGGAUUCAUUGACUCAAAACUGACACUGAGGGAUAUUCUAUUACCGCGAUAUUAUAAACGACCACAGGGAAUAAAAAAGUCAAACGUCAAAAAGAGGUCGUCGAAGAAUCGUUUGCGAACACCUUCAGUAGAGCAGAUGAUUUCAACGAAUUGUGGAGCAGCAGUUAACGAUCAACUGAGCUGUGUUUCGAGCGAUCGGUGCAGUAAAAUAGGUAAUCUAAUAAUGGAUAAUCUAAAAAGAGCGUAUGAAGAAGAUAAGGAAGUCGGUGUACAACUGGAAAGUGAAUUAGUAAAAAUUGUUAACAAAUAUCAUGAAAAGAAGAAUCAUAUGUAUUGA
Messenger RNA from Anisakis simplex (herring worm), 1758 nucleotides. Lineage: Eukaryota; Metazoa; Nematoda; Chromadorea; Rhabditida; Anisakidae. The record is from the annotation of a GenBank genome assembly.